Molecule: messenger RNA, 9631 nt
Organism: Haliotis rubra (blacklip abalone)
Lineage: Eukaryota; Metazoa; Mollusca; Gastropoda; Lepetellida; Haliotidae
Biological process (GO): termination of RNA polymerase II transcription
Cellular component (GO): cytoplasm; mRNA cleavage factor complex
Molecular function (GO): mRNA binding; RNA polymerase II complex binding
Source: RefSeq, a predicted model, not a curated record
CGAAUAGAUUUAACAUUUCAGGGAAGCACUUGUCGGACAUCGGUUGGGAACGCUGUCCGGCAGUAUGUUAUCUGUUCAGUUGUAGAAUGCUAAGUUAGUCAUAUGUACAUUUUGUAACUUGUUUCCUGUUUGUAAUCUAAAUAUUCACGAAGACACCUUUAACUAUGGCCGAAGAUAUAGUAGAAAGUUACAGAUCGUCUCUUCAAGAUCUGACCUUCAACAGCAAACCGCUUAUCAACAUGCUGACGAUGCUGGCGGAAGAUCACGAGCAGUAUGCGCCACAGAUCGUUCAAGUUAUCGAACAACACAUUGAACAGGUGAAGUCUUCACACAAGCUGCCAACUAUGUAUCUGAUAGACUCUAUAAUCAAGAACCUGUCAUCUUCACUCUAUCCAAAGCAAUUAUCACAAAAUAUAUCCCAGACAUUUUGUGGGGUAUUUGAAGAGGUAGAUGAAAAGACGCGUCAGUCACUCUUCAAGCUGAGACAAACAUGGAAAGAUAUAUUCCCAAACAAGAGACUGUAUGCUAUCGAUGUACGUGUAAAUAUGAUGGAUCCUGCUUGGCCUAUCACAGCUCAAGCUCCAGAGCAAGGAAAUAUUCAUGUAAACCCAAAGUUUCUUGUGCAGAGUGCAGAGGAUAAGGCUCGAUUCUCUCCCCCUGCCCCUUCCCCUCCACCCAUGGAUGAUGCAGAAGAGUUGAUGAGGCAACAACUGCAAGCUAAGGAACAAGAAUUGCAGAAGCUUAAGCUAGAGCUAGAACUGGCUGAGACUAGGGCAAAGCUGGAGGAACAAAAGAAACAGCUGGAACAGAAGUAUGCUGAACAAAAGAAAGGUCAUGGAUCCAUUCCCAGCAUGCCCAUCCCUGAUCCAGUUCCUCCAAUUCCUACUAAGUCAGCAAACAGUGUCCCAAGAGAUCCUAGACUUGCCUCUAGAGAUCCAAGGAAAGCCAGACAGGUUCCGACUACAGCACCACCAUCCACUGGGGGUAACCUGGCUGUGUUGCAGAACACUAAUGUUGUUGCUGCUUUAAGCAAUGUGCUAAUGGGAAGUCAGCCAGCUGCAGGUGCCCCAGCUCCUAAUAUUGAUCCCAGUGUAGGCUCUGGAGCCAAAACACCACCACAAAAGCAGGACCCUAGGAAAGAAAAAUAUUCAAAAGAUGUCAAGAAAGAUUCAUCAUCAUCUAAAAAGCCAUCUCCUGAUAAGAAAGAAAAAACAGAACUGAGUGACUCUAAAAGGUCUGAGAAGAAAGAUACCACAUCAAAAUCACCAAAGAAAGAUUGUAGGAGCUCUAGAGAGAAAUUAAAAGAGCCCUCAAAAGACACCAAGAAAAAAUCACCAAAGCCUGACACAAGAGAAAAAUCCAAAGACAGAGAAACCAAAGGUUCUAGAAAGAGUAGGAGCAUCAGUCCAAGGAAAGACAGAGUUGUGGUUAAGGAUAAGGACAUUAAGAAUAAAGUAAGAGAACAAGAAGACCGAAGGUCCUCUGAUGAAGAAUAUGCUAGAUUCAAAAGACAGAACUUUCACAGAAAUGCAAAUGAAGAUCAAGAAGAGGAUCGAUUUGGACGCAUGACUCGAACAGGAAGAGGGUUCCGACAAAGAAACGGUGAAAAAGACAGACCACGACAUGAACCUGCACGAGGCAGGAGAGGGAGCAAAGAUGAAUUUGAAAGGUCUCCCAGAAGAUCAAGAUCACCUCAAAGAAGGGAAAAGGAUAGAAACCAGAAACCUCCCAAGAAAUUUGAAAUAAAGAAAGAAUCUGAUCACCAAAUGAAGACAUUGCCAGAUCUACCCUUGCCUCCAACUAUGCCAUUAGACCAGAUCUUACCUAAGGACUUUGAUGUGCGAACUCCCAAACUGAAUACACUUGGUGUGAAGAGAGAAGCUCCUGAAAUGGACGUUGAUGAAAGGUCAAUAGGUGCAAGGCCAACUGGCCCUCCUGAUUCUAAACGUCCUCGCACUGAUACAAGCCCUGGAGAGGUGGAAGGUUCAGAAAACCUUUUUGGAGGUGAAGAUAUUGACUACAGAUUUGCGGGAGCUCCAAUGAAGUCUCCUGUCCAUGAUGGGUGGAUGAAGUACAAGACUAGUCGGCCAGAUGAAUAUGCUGGAGAACUUGAGAGAAGGAAAUCAAGGGAGGAUGACCACAUGCUGGAUGUUGAUUUACGCAGAAUUAAAUCUCCAAAUAUUAAAAUGAGACCACCACCACUGCCACCAACAAAUCUAACUGCCAAUAUGUCCAUUCCAAUGGAACUCAAGUUGGACAAACAACAGGAAAUCCUCAUCCAAGCAGAGAGGCAAAUGCAGGCAGGUUCUCUCUCUCAUGAACAGCAUCAAGAUCUUCUGAAGCAACUGAGUCAGGUUUUUGACAUUCAGAGAACCAGGCAGAAACAAACCAGAGUGGACCCAAGAGUUGCUGCAAGAGAGGCAAGAGAGAAGAUAGCUCAAGAUGUGUGUGUUAGUUCGGUAAAGACCGAAUCUGCAGAUCUUCCGCUUUGUACGAGUGAAGAUGUCGAUCAUAGGACUACUGUUGAGAAGUCCUUGAUGGAUGUUGACAGGAGACAAACUGGAGGUGAUACAGACAUACGCAAAGAUACUUCUCUGGAUGUUGACAUCAGGAAAAGACCUACUUUUGAGGUUGAUCAGCAACCUCAGAGUGACAUUGAUAUCCGCAGACAACUUCUUUCAGACCUGGAUAACAGAAGGAAACAUGGUGACACAAAUGCAAGGAAGCCAGUGCCAAGUGACACUGAUACUCGAAAGAAGCUUCUUGCAGAUCUUGCAGAUAUCAAAAGGAAACAGUUCACAGACGUAGAUGCAAGGAAACCAAUUCCAGGUGACAUUGACAAUAGGCAGAUGAAGCAGGAACCUAUGGAUAUUGACAUUCGACAAAAAUUGCCAAGGAGGGAACCACAGACAAGAACCACUGAUGUAGAUGAGAGAAAAGGUCUUGCAGACAAAGAUACUUCUCAGGCAGAUGUUGAUGUUCGUCAGAAACCUGUAGCUGAUGUAGAUAUUCGCCAGCUGUCAGCAACUGAUUCAGACAUUCGUCAGAAACCAGCAGCUGAUGUUGAUAUUCGGCAGAAGCCAGCAGUUGAUAUUGAUACUCGGCAGAAGCCAGCAGUUGAUGUUGAUAUUCGUCAAAAACAAGCCACGGAUGUUGACAUUCGUAAGAAACCAGCAGCUGACGUUGACAUUCGUCAGAAACAAGCUGCUGAUGUCGACAUCCGUAAGAAACCAGCAGCUGAUACUGAUAUUCGUCAGAAACAAGUCGCUGAUGUUGACAUUCGUAAGAAACCAGCAGUUGAUGUAGAUAUUCGUCAGGAACAAGCUGCUGAUGUCGAUAUUCGUCAGAAACCAACAGCUGAUAUCAACAUUUGUCAGAAACCAGCAGUUGAUGUUGAUGCUCGUCAGAAAAAAACAGCCGAUAUCGACAUUCGUCAGAAAUCAGCAGUUGAUAUUGAUAAUCGUGCGAAACAACCAACUGAUGUUGAUACUAGAUCGAAAUCCAAACCUGAUGCACAGGAAAAACUACAGGCUGAGCAAUCUGCUGAUGUUAAUAUUCAUCAGAAACCUUCAAAUGAUGUGGACAUCAGACAAAAGCCACCUGUCAAGAUUGAGAAACCAUCUGAGCAGACUGUUGAGCAGCCAUGUGACACAGACAGUAGGCAGAAAUCACCAGAUAAAGUGAAUACUACAAAGCCUGCUGGUGAUGUUGAUGAUCGCCAGAAACCAGUCAAAGAUGCUUUAAUCAAAGUUGCACCAUCAAAGGAUUCUGAACCAAAUGCAGAUGUUGAUAUUCGAAAGAGAAAAGAGGGUGAUAAUGAUGUCCGUAAGACAUCUCUGAGGGAGGAUAGGAAACCGCAAAAUUUGGCUGCCAGUGCUGAACAGCCAGUCGACACCGACAUCAGGAAAAGGGCACCAAGGCAGCCUCUACUUCCAACUCCAGGUGACAUUGAUGCAAGGCCUCCUCCACUUUUAGAAUCUCCCAUAAAAAGACCUGGUCGAAUGGAUGUUGAUGAUCGAUCGAUGGCACAAAGGCAUCUAGAUAUGCACCCAAUGGAUGUUGAUGCAAGGCACAUGAGGCACAGCCCACCACGUAUUCCUCGUGAAGACUCUCACUUCAGACAUGGUGCUCCCGGUGAUUUUGGAGAUCGUGAUCUCCGACAAAGACCUUUGACAAAAGAUUUUGAUCACAGAGGCCCACCACAUGAUUUUGAUAACCGUGGCCCUCCUAGGAAUAUUGAUCACAGGGGACAUCCUCGGGAUAUGGAUCCUAGAGGGCCACCAAGAGACAUGGAUUCUCGUGGCCCACUGCUGAAUAUUGAUCCAAGAGGUCCUCCACGAGACAUGGAUCCGAGGGGUCCACCAAGAGACCUAGAUCCAAGAGGUCCUCCACGAGACAUGGAUCCGAGAGGUCCACCAAGAGAUCUAGAUCCAAGAGGUCCACCAAGAGACAUGGAUGCUAGAGGACUGCUACGAAACAUGGAUGCCAGAGGCCCACCACGCGACAUUGACCCAAGAGGCCCACCACGUGACAUUGAUCCUCGAGGCCCACCACGAGACAUUGACCCAAGAGGCCCACCACGAGACAUUGACCCGCGAGACAUUGACCCAAGAGGCCCACCACGAGACAUUGACCCAAGAGGCCCACCACGAGACAUUGACCCACGAGGCCCACCACGAGACAUUGACCCGCGAGGCCCACCACGAGACAUUGAUUCAAGAGGCCCACCACGAGACAUUGACCCGCGAGGUCCACCGCGAGACAUGGAUCCCAGGGACGCACCAUGUGAUAUUGAUACAAGGGCCCCCACGCGAGACAUAGAUACAAGGGGUCCACCCAUGGACAUAGAUACAAGGGGUCCACCAAUGGACAUAGAUCCCAGAGGUCCAAUGAGAAACUUUGAUGGUCGUGGCCCGCCAAGAGAUUUUGAUGUAAGAGGACCAGUGAGGGAAUUUGACCAACAAGGUCCACCAAGAGACUUUGAUCACAUUGGUCCACCUAAAGAUCUGGAUCAACGUGGACCACCCCAAGAUUUAGAUUUUCGUGGGCCACCAAGACCAAAUGAAAGACCAGAUAGGUUUGAUCCGAGGGAUGAUAUGCCACCACCAAGAGACUUUGAAAGAUCUCGAAAUCUUGAUCAAGACCUUAGAGGACCAAGAUCUGAUUUUGAUCAAAGAGGCCCUAGAUCUCGACCUGAAUUUGAUGACAGGGAUAGACCUGGAUCUAGACGUCACCAUGAUAACCGUCAAGGUCGAUAUUCCAGAAGAGAGGAUCGAGAAGACAAUUUCAGAGAUGGUCCAAAAGAUGAUCGUUUUCCUGAAAGAUGGGACAGGCGAGGCAGAGGUCCCAAUCAAGGUGGUUCACGUAGGCAUGAGUCAUACCAAGAUCCUCGUUGGCAAGCAAUGAAAGGAUUUCAACAACUUGAAGCUAGGGAGGAGUUUGUUAUUGAUGGCAGAGCUUUUGAGAUUAAAAUUGGAAACAAGCCAAGGAAACUGAAAAUGAAGGGAUCUUUCAUGGAAAUUUAUGCUGAUCCAAUUCAAAGAGCAGUACUGAUAAAUGGAAUAUUGUACUACAAGUUUGGAGAACCUAUAAAGCAAAUAGAAUUUGAUCAGAAAACAUACACUGUCUAUUUUAAUGGUUUGCCAAAGCCUGUUUGGCUAGAUGGUACUCAACAUGAACUAAGGAUUGAUGCCCCACCAAGAAAUAUUGUUAUUGAUGGUAAACCACGAGGAUUCCAAAUAGAUGGCAGAGACAUGAUGAUUCUUGUUGACCGACUGGAAAAGGGAACAUAUGGCGGACCUCCAAGACAACUUCUAAUUGAUAAUGUUAUUCAUGAGAUUAGGUUUGAUGCUCCACCUCGGCAGAUCUUGAUUGAUGGGCAAUCUUGUGACUUGAUCCUGGACAGAGCUAUUCCAGUUGUUAUAUACAGUGGAAAGCCUCACGGUAUAAGAUUUGAUGGUCCGCCAAGAGAAAUGAUCAUUGAUGACUACCGAUUUCUUGUACCGAUGGACAAUGCAGAAAAAGUUCGUAUCAAACAUAAACCACAUUAUUUGGCCUUUGGUGGUCCAGCUCAUGAAGUCAUCAUCAAUGGGAAAAGGUAUGAGAUUAAAUUUGAUAAUGUGCCAAGAGAAAUUGUGAUUGGACACACACCACAUGUUAUUCGUCUUGAAGGACCUACUCCAAAUGUGAAGAUAUUGGAUGAAGUACCAGUAGAAUAUGAAAAUGCCAUGGUGAAAUCAUUGGGUAUUCAUGGGCAUGCUCACAUGACCCCACAACCCCAACAGAUGCAAGGACCUGGUCCCAUGGGACCUCAGAAUUUUGGUCCAGGUGGUCCAAGGCCAAUGAUGCAAGAUGGUCCCCAGCCAAUGAUGCCAGGUCAACCAAUGAUGCCAGGUCAACAGAUGCCUCAGCCUGGGAUGGGACAACCUAUGCCAGGCAUGCAAGGUGGAAUGGUGAUGCAAGGUGGACCAAUGAUGAUGCAGAACCAGAUGAUUGGCGGCAUGCAGCCCAUGAUGGGAGGGAUGCAGAUGCAACAAGGACAGAUGAUGAUGGGCGGAGUUCAGCAGAUGCCAAUGCAACAGGGAGGCAUGUUUAUGCAGCAAGGUGCAGCAGUAGGCCAGGGUCUUGGAUUGCCCAGUGUCUUGAGCAACUUGUUGCCAGGAGCAGGUGGUAUGCAAGUUCCAGGUGCACAACCUGCUUCUGUAGAUGUUGGCUCACUCUUCCAAAAGCUGGUGGCUGCUGGUAUCAUACCCCAAGGAGAGAAGACUGAAGAUAAGCCAUCUGAAUCGGGCAGUGUCAAGAAAGAUGUUAAAGAGAAAUCUGACAAAAGGCAUGAGACGCACAAUAGACAUGACAAGCAUGACAGACAUGAGAAAAGUGACAGAAAGGAUCAUUCAAAGGUUUCACAACAGCGUGAGACUGACGAAAAGGUCCCAGAUAUUGUCCUGGCCAAGACAGACACAAUGAAAAAGUUCUACAAAGGCGUCAUACAAAAAAUCUAUCAUGGCAUCCAGUGCUCAUCAUGUGGCACUCGGUUCAGAAUGGAGGACACAGACAUGUACAGAGAGCAUCUUGACUGGCACUUUAGACAGAACAAGCGUGGGAAAGAUGAUACCAAAGUGGCCAGGAAUAGAAACUGGUACUAUAAAACCAAUGAUUGGAUUCAGUAUGAAGAGUUUGGAGAUCUCGAAGAAAAAGCUCACAGUCAGAUAUUUGACAAGAUGCUUCAAGGUCAAGGCCAGACAGUUCAGGAAACGGUUGGGCCUGGCUUUAACCCCCCACCAGGUGUUGACUUCAUUAGCUGCCCCCCUGCGACAGGCAAUGAACAGGAUGAUAUGUGCUGUAUUUGCCAUGAUCCGUUUGAGCAGUACUGGAAUGAGGAAGCUGAAGACUGGCAUUUGCGUGAUGCUGUCCGAGUUGACAAAAAGACAUAUCAUCCUGUUUGCUUCCAAGAUGCCAGAGAAGAGGGCACAAUCCUGGAACCGUCUCCCACUCCCACCACCACCUCUCUGGAAAACCCUCUUGUCCAACAGAUACAGGAGGUCACAGCCAACUCGUCCAAAUCACCACCAUCCCUCACCCCCACCCAGUCAAUACCAGUCUCCCUCCCGGUCACAACAGUCACACCCACCUCAGUCACGGUCAAAACUGAGCCAGUGAGCACGGAGGAAUCUGUGACAGAUGCCACUCAAGUGCCUUCUCAGCCAAUCAAAGAGGAGUCUGUUACAGCCUCUGUGAAUACACCAGGAGAAACCCCAGUUGUUGCAUCUGAAACUAGUACACCUGAAACUAGUACACCUGUAGCUACACCUGUAACUAGUACACCUGUAACUAGUACACCUACUGUUGUUAAGGAAGAGCCAACAGCGUAGGGUCCUUGUGUGCAAUAGUCUAUUUCUGGUGUCCCCUGUGAUAUUGAUGGAAUUUUGAUAAAAGUUCCAAAAAACUCUUCACUCACUCUCCCCUGUGCAAAUAGAUAUGAUGACAUACUUCACACCCAGACAGUAUAAUGUUUCAAGAUCUCACCUGAAACCAGGUUUAGUUAUCUCAGUACUCACCUGGAACUAGGUUCAAUCACCUCAGUUCUUUCACAACUGUCUACUGUAAAAAGUGAAUGUAUAUAUGUAGAUAUGUAAAACUCACAAUUGUACAUUGUGUAGAUGUGCUGAAGAAUGUGCUUAUCAGUCAGUCCAGAAGUAGUGCACGAAUCUUCUGUGCCCUACUGUAUAUUUGUACAAAGCUGGAUUGUCUAGAAUAGGGGUGUUUGUACAAAUCAACCUGUGUGUCAGAUAUCACCCCUUGUGAGUUUGGCUAGCUGUACAGCAGGUCUAUGCAAAAUAACAUUGGUGCAGAAAGUUAUGCGUGUUCAUGGAAUUGACCGAGGUCAGUGUGAAGGGCAUUUUUCUUUAGUGUAGUUUUGUCCUUCCAAAAUGUCUCAUAUAGUACUUGGAUAUAUUUUUCAUAGAUACAUGUGUGAGUGACAAACAAAGUUUAUGUAAUGUUUCUCUGCAUAUUUUUUGUCAAUUCUGUGAUGUUCAUACAAUACAUAAUGUGGAAGACAGACUAAACUGAUAUUGAAGACAUGGACUAAAAACAUACAUGUACAUAACCAACAUUAUAUUUUACUCUUCAUUCAUACAAAAUUCAUUAGGUUAUCAAAUUGUUUUAAGAAUAUUUUUCUUUUACUAUAGCAAGGCUCGAUUUAGUGCUUUGUUACUUGCACUUGUGCAACCCAAUAUAUUACAAAGUGCAAUCUAGCUAUUAGUCUAACUUGCACCAGGGGUGGGUAAACUUCUGAAUAAAACAUGAUUCAAUAGCAUAUUCUUUCAUGACAUAUUGUAGUAAAAGCAGUGCAACUGGAAUUUGGCAGGUGCAAUUAGGUUUUUAUUUUAGGUUCCACCUGGUGCAAGUAGGUUAACAUCUCUUAAAUCGAGCCCAGUAUAGGUAUUUUAUUCUUAGACUCAAACCAUCAUUUGGUUUGAAAAGUUCAGUAAUUAAUCUGGAUAACUUAUUUGCUUCUAUUUAUUUAACUGUGUACUUUUUUCAGAAUGAUUGUUUUACUUUUGAAACCAAAUUAUUGAAUAGUCAACUUUAUUUCAUAAAUUCAGGUCCACUAUAUAUCAUUAGUUCAUAGAGAGUGCUCAUGUGAAUGUUUGAAGGAUGAAAGAUGUUAUUCUGAAAUAUUCUAGUCACACACAUAACAUGACAGUGCUACAUGACUUAGAAUACACAUUCCAGUUCUACAUUACUAUUAUCUGCCAAUUUACUGGUGCAUCAUAAAGCAAUACCUACUUGCUCACAUAAGAGUUAUGUUAAUAUUUAACUUAUAUGUUUGCUGAGAAAUCAGCAUGACCAUUUCUUGGAACAUUACUGUAAGCAGACCUCAUUCUUUUUUUUAUUAAAGGUAUGAAUUAUUUUUGGGGGUUUUGAGCUCAACUAAUUUAAUCAAAAGUGAGAAUGUUUUGUAUUUUCAUAAUUUAUUUCAACUACUGAUAAGUGAUGGUCAGUAGUGUAUGUUCAUCAUUGUUGCAGUCUGUCUUUAUGAUGUGGCACAUUGAAUGAGAUGACUUUUAUUUUUUGUCUGAAUGAUAUGUCUAGCUCAAGAUAUGAAAUAAAUUUUGAGUUUACUAAA